CGUCGUCCGCUCCAAAAGAUAAGACAUUCAGUUCCCAAACAGACUCUCUCUCUCUCUCUUGUUUUUCUUGGUUGUGUUGAUCUGCACCUGGGGUUCUGAGGGCUGGAGUGUGUGAAAUCCGCCAUGGCGGAAGUGAUAAAGGAAUUUUCCGGUGCCGGAAACUUGAUUUCCGAUCUCAAGAGCCUGUUUUCCGUCCUUCGAGCCAGAAGAACAAUGCUCUUCGCUUAUGUGUUCAUGUUCACUUUUGUUGCCUGUACUGCCUUUAUUGCUUUCAGUCCUUCUGCGAGUUCUUCUCCUUGGUUCACUAACAUCUUCGGCUCUUCUUCCUCUUCUUCCACUACCGAUUCUUCUCCAUACAGAUCUCAGUUUUCUUCUAUUUUCUCCUACCUUUUCCCCAACUCUUCCCAACCCGUCUACGAUUCCACUCCUAUGCCUCUACAAAGUAGUCUAAACACCUCCGCAUCUCGUAACACUACGAUCUUAACGCCUCAAGGAGUUAAUGGACAAAGUUCAAGUCCGAAAAACCAGUCUCGGAUUGCACCACAGACUGCACCAAGGUUACAACAGUCGCAGGUUGCACCACCGACGCCGACGCCGACGCCGACGCCUUUGAUAUCACAGUCCAUCGAUAAGAAACAAGAGAACCCAGCGAAGAUCAACGCUAGUGCUGCUGCUGUACCGCUUUCUCGAACGGAGAAUAGGACAGAGAGCUUGGUUUCAUCUUCCAAGUCUGAUGGGAAGGUGGGUCUUGUUAAAAAUGGGACUGACAAAGUGGUGGCAACGCAGCCGAGAGCGACGAAUCUUACGGCUUCGCUGUCGAAGGGGAAUAAUGGGUCUUCAGCUGAGGGUUCGACAGUGAAGCAAGUGAAGGAUAACUCAAUGGAGUCUCUGAUGCAUUGUAACAUCUUUGAUGGGAGAUGGGUGAGGGAUGAUUCUUACCCGCUUUAUCCACCUGGGUCUUGCCCUCACAUUGAUGAGUCUUUUAAUUGCUUUCUCAACAGUAGGCCUGAUGGAGAUUAUCAGAAACUCAGAUGGCAACCCAACGGUUGCAAUAUCCCAAGAUUGAAUGGGAGAGAUAUGUUAGAAUUGUUGAGAGGAAAACGCCUAGUUUUUGUCGGUGAUUCUCUAAAUAGGAAUAUGUGGGAAUCUCUGGUUUGCAUUCUUAGACACUCGGUGAAAGAUAAAAGCAGGGUCUUUGAAGCUUCUGGUAGACACGAAUUUCGAACUGAGGGUGCUUACUCUUUCAUAUUCAGAGAUUAUAACUGCUCCGUGGAUUUCUUCCGAUCUCCUUUCCUGGUUCAAGAAUGGGAAAUGCCAGACACUAAUGGAUCCAAGCAUGAAACUCUUCGGCUGGAUAUAAUUGAGAGAAAGUCUGAUAGGUACAAAACAGCAGACAUCAUCAUCUUCAACACGGGUCACUGGUGGACUCACGAGAAGACUUCUAAAGGGAAGGAUUAUUACCAAGAGGGAAGCCAUGUUUAUGGAGAGCUGAAUGUUGUUGAGGCGUUUCGGAGAGCUUUGACAACAUGGGCGAGAUGGGUUGAUGCCAAAAUAGAUCCCAAGAAAACCAUGGUUUUCUUCAGGGGCUACUCUGCCUCCCAUUUCAGUGGUGGACAGUGGAAUUCGGGUGGGCAAUGCGACCAUGAGACUGAACCCAUAAAGAAUGAGACUUAUCUGACCCCUUAUCCCCCAAAGAUGAGAGUGCUGGAGAAUGUAAUGAAAGGGAUGAAGACACCCGUUUUCUACUUGAAUAUUACAAGAAUGACUGAUUACAGGAAGGAUGCACACCCGUCAAUCUACAGAAAGCAGAGUUUGACGGAGGAAGAAAGGAAGUCUCCAUUAAGGUACCAGGAUUGCAGCCAUUGGUGCCUCCCUGGAGUGCCUGAUUCGUGGAAUGAGCUCCUGUAUGCUGAGCUCUUGAUCAGACAUAACCAGAAGUUGCAGCAACGGCAACACCAGCAACAGAAGAAAUCUUAAAGGUAGAGAAGAAACACAGAUUAGAAGCUCAUGAUUAAUUAAUUAGCAAAUUAAUGGGCAUAUGUAUUAUAUUGUUUUUGGAAAGACAGAAAUAACCCUUUAGAAGAUCCAAGAAAGAGCCUUCUUUUAUUAUUAUGAAAUAGAAAGAGGAGGGAAAUUGAGGGAGAAGUGGAGUGGGUUUUAUUUGAGAGAGUGAGGUCUGAGCUGUGACAAAGAAAAAGGUCAGGUGAUGAUGUUGGGUCUGAUGCUUGUGGUCUUGGAGCGUAGCUUCUCUUUCUCUCUCCACUCCUUAUGAUAUAUUCUUUUUUGAGCCCAAGGGCUUAGGUUGUAAAUUUUCGUCUUCAGUUUGUUUAAUGAAAAAAUAAAAUAGUAUUCCGUAAGGGUGUAAUGUUCAGUUUAUUUCAUUUUUUUACUUGAA
Molecule: messenger RNA, 2395 nt
Organism: Nelumbo nucifera (sacred lotus)
Lineage: Eukaryota; Viridiplantae; Streptophyta; Magnoliopsida; Proteales; Nelumbonaceae
Product: protein trichome birefringence-like
Cellular component (GO): Golgi apparatus
Molecular function (GO): O-acetyltransferase activity
Source: RefSeq, a predicted model, not a curated record